GCGCAGCCGGCGCCGCCAUGGCCGCUCGGCGCGGCGAGAGGGACCCGCCGGACGCGCUGCAGAACCGCUUCCACGCCGAGCGCGCCAGCAAGGAGCGCCGCUGGCAGCUGCUCUUCACGCAGUACACCGUGAACCCCCUCCAUCCCGUUCACAUGGUUGCUAGGAAGCCAAUGUCUUGGCAUGAGAACAUACAGGAGCCGAUAGAUGAUGAAUUCCUGAAACUUCUUCACCGUGCAGCAGUGGUGCCAAGAGAGAAAUACUCAGAGCCACAAACUGAAAGCCAAGAAAUUGGCUGGCAUACAACACCUUUGGUGAGUAGGAUGCUUAAAGACUCAGCCCUUUACAGGAUUCAGAGAUGUUAUGCCUGCCACACUGAAAAAUACGCAUGCUGGAAAACAAUUUGUGACAAACAAGGAUAACAAGAAUUACAGAGAAUGAGCAGAGCUGUUCACAGAAAACAUGUUUUUAAAAUUUACACCUAAGAGGACUCUUCACACUGGCAGAGACUUGUGAACAGAGAAGCAAUACACUUCCCCUGAGAAACCUGACUGCAAAACAUCUACAGAGACAGUGACAGCACACUGCCAAAUGCCACAGGUGUACUCAGGGCUGUUUACUAAAGCGCUCAGCCAUCAGAAAUGGCACAGUGAGCAAUGCAAAGUGAUGUACAGAAGUACUGUGAAAAGAAACGUGCUGCUGCACAGCAUCUUUCAAAGAAAUUGCAAGCAGAACCAUAAAAUUAAUAAUCAUGUAAGUAUACCCAAAGCAGAUACACCAGUGAGGAUUCAUCUGGGGAAGUGUGAAUAAACAGAAGGAGAAGAAAUAUGAUUAACAAGCUGAGACAUCAAUCAUAUCUGGCAAACAGCUGUGAUGAUGACUGACUUUGCAGAUUAGCGUUUUGGGAAAGACAAAUUUCGGCCUGUUAUAAAGAAAACGAAGAUAAAUAAGAAAAUAAGACAGUCUUCAUUGACUUUUCAUAUUAUAUAUCAAGUAAACUAGUUAGUAAUGACAAGAGUGGAGACAGACAUCCCAGCUGGGCUCUAUGGUAUUAAGGAACUGCUGGUAGGAUUAGUCUGGCAAGGUAGAGGCAACUAAACUUGUGUGUAGGGAAGCAAGUUCCAUUCUUAAGAGUCAGAACUGAUGAUGUUGUUUAAUUUGUUAAGUUUUCCUUAUUCAGCAGGUGUGGAUGAGACAAAGCAGAGAACAGUACAGUGAUACCCUGCUCUUCUGUCAUUUGGACAUUUCUCAGCAGUGGAACGCCACGCAUCACUCCCCCCAGGAGGGACUCCUACUACUGGUUUUAGUAAAAACACAUGACUGUUUGUCAUUUUUGUUUCCCAGGUUCCUUUUGACCACAAUGAUACCAGAUUCUACUUCCCACGCCGGACAACUGAGAUUACCAUCCAUGGCUACCCUGCACCACGGGGAUAGAAGUCUAAAGACCAGGGGGAAAGCCACAGAUAGAAUGUUAAUGAUAUCUAAUGUGUUAGGUCCUGCUUGUAAUCUAGCAAGUCUGGCAGAUUUCUACUGAGAGACAAUAGAAAAGAGAACUUUAAUCUGUCCAGAUUUACAACCUGACAAGUGUCACAAAUAAACCUAUCUGUAAGGCUCUG
This is a messenger RNA of Motacilla alba alba, 1613 nucleotides long. RefSeq names its product family with sequence similarity 183 member A (gene CFAP144). The transcript is spliced from 3 exons. The record is from RefSeq and is a predicted model, not a curated record. The coding region runs from base 18 to 419 and encodes 133 amino acids. Gene Ontology annotation, cellular component: ciliary base. Lineage: Eukaryota; Metazoa; Chordata; Aves; Passeriformes; Motacillidae.